AACAAGUGAAAAACCAAACUCAUUCGAUUGAUUCUGAGCUGCAGUUCAAAAUUUAUACCAUAAGAUUUGUUGUUUUAUUCUACAAGAAAGCUGCACUUUAUUUACCCAAAUUUCAUUCAAAUUUGAACGUAUGUGUUUCGAAAUUUCAUCUUCUAAAUUUUGAAUCAUAAAAGAUGUCAUCGUCGAUGUUGACGCCGGCGCAGAGGUACGCCGCCGGAGCUUUAUUCGGUCUGGCCCUGCACCAGGCCCAGAUCCACCAGACCCGUCCAUUGGGCUCUCCCUCUGACGACGAUCCAACCGGUGAGCGCACCAGCAGUGGUAGCAGUAGCGAUUCAGUUUCCGAGGACCCUCAGCUUUGGGUACACGAGUCCUCCGGUCUCCUCCGCCCCGUGUUCAGGUUUCUAGAGGUAGACAGUAAAGCAUGGACUGGACUUGAGGAAACUGCAGGGUAUUCUCCAGCAAAGCAUCAUGUCGGAGCUUUCUUACGGUUACUCGCAGAAGAAAGUGGUGAUAGUCCUUCAGAAGCACCAGAUAAGGAACGUGCCCUUGCAAAUGGUGUUGAUGCUAUGGCAUCAAGCAUGGAGAAAACUCAUGUUGACUAUAACUCUAAGAAGAAGAAGCACUGCGAGUAUGAGCAUGAAUGGCGGGAGAAAUUUUCCACUGCUGAGACACAAUCAAAGUCUGAAGUGGCAAAUGUACUUGCGGAAAAUCAGCAGGAGACAACACAUUCAAUGUCAGAAGUGGCAAAUGUGCUCCCUGAAAGUCGGCAGGAGACAAAGGGUAAUGCGGCUAGCAUUGGACAUGCAUCUGUUAAGUCACACAGUAAGCUUGAUGAAACCCCCCCUGAGGAGGUGUUGAAUCUGUUGAUGCUCAGUUACUCGAGGAAAGUGACAGUUCUAUAUGAGCUUCUUUCAGCUUGUCUGGCAAAUAUACCUGAACAUAAGAAGAAAUCUAAACAACAAAGGGCUGGCUAUGAUGCUCGACACCGUGUGGCUUUGCGGUUGCUGGCAACCUGGUUUGAUGUCAAUUGGAUUAAAAUGGAAGCCAUUGAGACCAUGGUUGCUUGUUCUGCAAUGGCAUUAUUAAAGGAGGCAGAAUCAAAGGAGGAAAAUCAAUCAGAGCAAAGCUCAUGGGCUAAGUGGAAACGCGGAGGUAUCAUAGGUGCAGCUGCAUUAACUGGAGGAACCUUGAUGGCAAUUACUGGGGGUUUAGCUGCUCCAGCAAUUGCCGCAGGAUUCAGUGCUUUGGCGCCUACGUUGGGAACUAUAAUCCCAGUUAUUGGAGCAGGCGGGUUUGCUGCUGUUGCAAGUGCUGCAGGAAGUGUUGCAGGUUCGGUUGCAGUGGCUGCAUCAUUUGGAGCUGCUGGAGCUGGGCUUACAGGGAGUAAAAUGGCCAGGAGAAUUGGAGAUGUUGAUGAAUUUGAGUUCAAAGCUAUAGGAGAAAACCAUAACCAAGGCCGGCUGGCAGUUGAAAUCUUGGUCUCAGGAUUUGUCUUUGAGGAGGAAGAUUUUUUAAGGCCUUGGGAAGGACAAAUUGACAACUCAGAAAGGUAUGCACUGCAGUGGGAGUCUAAACAUCUGAUUGCUGUUAGCACUGCAAUUCAGGAUUGGCUCACUUCAAAUCUUGCACUGGAAUUGAUGAAGCGAGGUGCGAUGAUGACUGUUUUAAGCUCACUUAUGGCAGCUUUGGCUUGGCCAGCAACAUUACUUGCAGCUACUGAUUUUAUCGAUAGCAAAUGGACAAUUGCUGUGAACAGAUCUGACAAGGCUGGAAAACUGCUUGCUGAAGUGUUACUCAAGGGACUACAAGGACACAGGCCUGUGACACUAGUAGGUUUCUCGCUUGGAGCACGAGUAAUUUUCGAGUGUCUCCAAUUUUUGGCUGAAACUCAAGAUCAUGCUGGACUUGUAGAAAGAGUGGUUCUUCUUGGGGCACCAGUUGCGAUUAAAGAUGAACACUGGGAAGCCGCUAGAAAGGUGGUGGCAGGGAGAUUUGUGAAUGCCUAUGCUACAAAUGAUUGGAUGCUUGGAGUUGCCUUCCGUGCUAAGUAUGCAUGACUUGAAAGUGCACUUCAUAAGAAUCUUAAACUGAUGCAGCGAAUGAUAUACACGUGAAUUUUAUAGGCAUAGAUAAAUAUAUGAUAUCCUUUGGAUUGACAUCAUAUUAUUUAACCCGCUUGGGUUACUUCAGUUGUGGAAUAAGGGCAAGGCAGAAACCUGCACAUCCUGAGUUCGAGUUUCCUUGACUGCAUAAAAGUUAGGUUUAACCAAUUCGCUUUGUUAGCGGAUGAUUGUGUGCAUCUGAAAUUUGCGUUGCAAUUAAAAGUUCAAAUGACAUGGUUGGGACAAUUCCUUGAUACAAAAAAAGGCAUUACAUCUUUCACUACCUGGUGAUUCUAUCAUCUAUUUUGUCAGACUGCAACUUGAGUGGGUUGAAAAUGCAUUUUGGGCAGUCCUGAGCCAAGCCUGCUGGUCUAGUGUGUCUUCGUGUUAAGUUAUGCAUAAGAUGUAUGGUAGCUAUGCUGUUAAAAUUUUAUGAUGUUUGUUAGUUUUUUUUGGGGGGGAAUGUUUAUGUGUUAGUUGAGUACGCACCUAAAGGGUUUGGCCACUAGCCUAACUAAAUAGAGCUUUCUAACUUUGACCAUAUUGCAGAUGAAAUUGAUUUAGUUUAGAAUUAAGAAUGCUUAUUCUACAUCAGGGGCCUAUUUUGUCUUUGGACCUUUGCUCCUAAACUCUGUAAAAUGAUAGCACAGUUUUUUAUCUAUUAGUGAGUCUCAGAAAUAUAAUUGAGGAUGUUCAAAGCACCUUUGACUUAUUGUUUGUGUUGCGACUGAAAAGUUUACUAUUGUACAGUCUCCUUACCCAAGGAUUAGCUGGAAUUCAACCAAUUGAAGUUCCUGGAAUUGAGAACGUUGAUGUGUCAGAAAUGAUUGAGGGCCACUCUUCUUAUCUGUGGGCUACCCAACGGAUUCUAGAACAACUUGAACUGGAUACCUACUAUCCUGUUUUCGAUAACACUCCUCUCAAACCUUAAAGCCUUGAGUUGGUUCUCUUCUCAAAGUUGCGGUAAGAUUGCUUUCGGUUCUUUGUUUGAAAUGGAAAUGUGACGCAAGUUAGAGAACUCUUAGUCUAGUCAUACAUAUUUGAUGUAAAUAGGUCCAGCUUUUGGAGCUUCUUGGCCAAGAUUUUCUUUCUCCAUUCUUUGUCUUUGUAAAAUAUUCUUGUUUCUAUUUUUUUAAAAAAAAUCUGUAUGAUCUUAAUCUUGAACAAAUGCUAAUGGAAAUUAAACAACUGUUGAAGAAUGAUAUUUCACUGU
Messenger RNA from Ilex paraguariensis (yerba mate), 3315 nucleotides. The record is from the annotation of a GenBank genome assembly. NCBI's taxonomy places the organism in Eukaryota, Viridiplantae, Streptophyta, Magnoliopsida, Aquifoliales, Aquifoliaceae.